This is a messenger RNA of Podarcis lilfordi (Lilford's wall lizard), 10543 nucleotides long. The record is from the annotation of a GenBank genome assembly. NCBI's taxonomy places the organism in Eukaryota, Metazoa, Chordata, Lepidosauria, Squamata, Lacertidae.
GGUUUGUUGUGCAAGAGUGCCAGCCGUGUAUGCUGGGAUGUUAUCGGAUCCUGCUUGGAAACAGCAAGAGCCUAGAGCUGCCCUGAAUCGUGCUCCAAAGUCGCAGAGCUAAUUUUCCACAGGUCUCCUUGAGGGAAAGGCGCAUCAACAGUGCGAACAGGUUUGGAAAGAGGAAAGUCACUCUAUUUUGGUUGUGUGUGUGAGCACAUGCAUUCACUCACUACUUUGCUGCUGGGCCAGUGAUGAGUGCAGCUUGUAUAACUUCUAGGAAAUAUCCCCCCCCCUUCUUAUGCAAGUGUUCUGAAGAGUUUUUCCCAAUGAAAUUCAAGGGGUGUGCCCACUUUGUUAAUCGUUGCAGCUGUCAGGAUUUAUAAAUUCUUCCCUGGGAAGUGCUGCUGGCAAGUUACGUUUCAGACUUUUCUGCUUUUCUCUAUAGCGCUAUUUACAGACUGACCAGUGUUGGGGGAGAGAUUCUGCAGGUGUGAAAUUUUGCCUUCGCUUUCUGUGGAAACCUGGAACAAUAAAAUAAAAUAACCUAGGUAUGUUGCUUAGUGCAUUGCAAUAAUUGUUGUUUUUUUUAAAAAAAAAUUAAAGGCACAGUUUUGAUGUAGCUUGUGUUUAGAUAUCUAGUUGUUUUUCAUCUGAAAUAUAUCACUCACAGUCAAAAGAUAUCCAUAUCUAAUCAGCAGGGUGCCAAGUUAACAUUUCUGAGCCCUGUAAGGUUGUUCCAGAUUACCGAUAAUAAUGUCCUAUGGGGGUGACCUUUAGAAUAACAUUUUGUGCAAAGGCUUUGAAAGGUAAAGCUUGAUCAAGAGUGUCUGUCUAAACAAUACUGUCAGUCAAAGCGUAGCGAGGUUUUUGGGUCAUUUUUCUCGCUGCUUCUCUUCAAAACAAAGGUGCAGAUCCUGUGCACUCUGACCUGGGAGUAAGCCCCACUGAACAGAGUGAAACUUACUUCUGAGUAACCAUGCAUACAUAGGAUUGCACCACACAAAUCACAAACAGCUAUGCUCAUAUUCUAUAUACAGGGCAAUCCUAUUCAAGACUCGUUGAAUUCAGUGGGGUUUAGUCUCAGGUAAAUGGAUAGAGGCUUGUCACUGAUUUUAUUUCCUUCCGGUUGAUUGCGUGAGAAACUCUCAAAACAAUUAUUUCCCCCAUCCAGGGAAAUUAAAGUGGGCUGGGAGAAAAUAGGACUAGUAUGUGUUAAAACCUGGGAGUGGGGAAGAGAUUGUCCCUAACAUUCCUUCACAAGGAUGGUUGUGCAGCACAAUCCUUAAAACACUGUGAAAAUUUAUUCUGUGCAUUGUGUGUGUGUAUUGUUUUAUUUUUUUUAACUUUUCUUAGUUGUUUUUGUUAUAUUUUGCAUAUAACCUUGAGAUAACUUGUCAGCCUGGAUAGCUCAGUUGCUUAGAGCGUGCAGCUAAUAACUCCAAGGUUGCAGAUUCGAUCCCCAGCUGCAUUGCAGAGGGUUGGACCAGAUGAUCCUAUGAUCUAUAUCUAUUUAUAUAUCUAUAAUCUAUGGAAGGCUAUUAUUAUUAUUAUUAAUCUACAGGUUCGCUUCGUUAAUUCUGCUGUAGGGACUAAAUGUCCUUGCUAUGGCUUUGGUGCACACUUGAACCAGAUCUUCCAAAUACUUUACGCACGACCAUUACUUGCAUAGCCUAACACAGUGGCAUAGCAUGGCUGGGGGGUGGGGAGGCACAGAGGCGGUUGCCCCGGGCACAAAAUUGUUAAGGGCACAAAAUCUCAACACCCAGUGCUGGCUCAAUACAGCUGUACACUUCUGUUGCUGGGAUCCUUUGAAAACAGUGUCUCCAUAUAAACCAGGAAGUGACCUCUCCAGACAAUGGAACAAGUCUUCUUUUCUUAUCUCUAUGGCUGCAAUUUCCUGGGUGACGCAGAUCCUGUUAGGCAGCUGAAUGCACAUGUGUACUCUGUACAUUUCCCUCCCUCUCACCCACCCCCUCUGCACAGCCCCGGGCUCUGGCAACCCACGGUAUGCCACUGGCCUAACAAUAACCAGCAUGGUUGAUUUAUUAUUGGUUAUACUGCCGUAGCAUAAGGCCUCUUAUUGUCGGGAUAGCCAACACGGUGUCGUCCAGAUAUUGUUGGAUGGCAACUCAUCCCUGAUCCCUGGCUGUUCUAGCUGGGGCUGAUGAAAAUUGUAGACCAAAGCAUCUGCAGGGUAACACAUUGUCCACUCCUGACAUGUAUGCAUUUGAAGCCAAAUGCAUGACAAAUGAGAGAAAAUGCCAUGUGUUCCAAUUUGUUCCUAAAGCUGUGCUUGGCUUUUUUUAAAAUAGUUCUUCCUUUGUAUUGCUAGGCCAUUGUAUGAAAUGGAAUCCCAUUCAUUGCAACCCAAGCAUCUUGGAUCAGAUGAAAAAUCCAGAAAACCAGACAACAAAAAAGGUAAAUAUUUGCUGGCAGGUGAUGCAUGAGCCUCUGCUUUGUACCUUUGCUACACCUGAGGUCUGUCACGUUUCUAAGCUCAUGUCCAAUCAGUAUUUCCAAGCUGUCUUCAAGGGAAGCCCCACAUAAAGUUAAGAACAGUAAUCUAGCUGGGAGGCUACCAGAACACGGGUUACUGUGGCAAGGCUCUGAUCAAGUAUACCUUAAGUGUAUACUUAAAAUACAAAUAGCUGCACACCUAAAAUGCUUAACAGGUAUGCAGUCCUUGACAUUUUCCAUUUUUGGUGUGUGUGUGAUUGUGUGUGAGAGAGUUUAUAUAGGGUUAUGAUGAUCCACGCAUGGUUAUUGUAAAGACUCAUCAACUUUUGCCAGGGAGCCCUAAAAUACUUGCUUAUCACUUGUAAUUACACAAUGAACCCAAUAAUGCUAAUGCAGCCUUCAGGUUCUUGUUGCUUCCCUUCAACUUCUCAGAGCCUCCUGUUGGGUCUCCAGUCAUACACUCUCCUGAAGGAAGUGGGGACUUAAAAAAUAAUUCACAGACUUAUUUUGAGUCUGGAAUAAAGCUACAAAGAGGCAGAGGGAAGAAUGUGCAAUGGGGAACUACAGCAGGCUCCUGUACAAAAAAUAUCACGAAUAAUUCGUGCUGUGAGUUGUAAAAAAAAGAAAGAUAUACAUGUAAGUCCACAGGAAAAAUUCCAAAACCCACAUUAGGGCAAUAUUUUUAUUGGGCCAACCGGAAUCUUACAAAAGAGUGUGGUAGCUUUUGAGCUCUCCAGAACUUGGAUGAGGACAUCAGGCUUGAUGGUGAACAUAAGUGGCAGUGGGGGAGAGAGCAGGAAUUUUGGCUGUUUCUGAAGACAUGAUGGAGUUUGCAUUGCCUUGUAGUCUUCAGAUAGUAAGUAGGCAGCAGACAUUAAAAUGAAGCUCUAGUCCAGCAGUUCUCAACCUGUGGGUCCCCAGAUGUUGUUGGACUACAACUCCCAUUAUCCCUAGCUAGCAAGACCAGAGCUCAGGGAUGAUGGGAGUUGUAGUCCAACAACAUCUGGGGACCCACAGGUUGAGAACCGCUGCUCUAGUCCAUUAGGUGAGUUGCAGGUUUUUGGCUGUUGGGAAGAAGCAGCAGGCAAUAACUGAUCCCCAUUUGAGAGGGGGGAUAUAAAAUCCAGCUGUUACCCAGACCAGUUUCUACUUGAAAACUUGCACACUAUUUUUGGAACAUUUUGGUUUGCCCUAAGAAAGAAAUUGCUCAGAUGUGGAUUUUGGAAUUUGUACAAUAGAGUUGUAGAGAACCUUCAAGCUGAAACAUUGACAAGUAUUUUUAUGUGACCGUGAGAGAAAAUCUCUUUGCAACCAGAUCCCUGGCAUUUUAGGGUCUUGGCAGGACAUCGUUUCUCUUGAUCCUUUUAAAAGAAAUGUGAUCUGGUAAUCCAGUCUUUUGCCCUCAACUUCAAAGAGAAGCUCUUCCGUGUAGAAAUUCUGGUCAUUUUACAUCUUCAUUAUGAAGCCAUACAGGAACGCAGCUUUCCAGGUGCAUUUGCAGAAGUGAUUGUGGUGCUAUCACUGUUGAUUAGGAAACCUUACAUAGGCAAGGGGCAAGAGCCAUCCUGAAGGAUUAUCGAUUUAGUGUGAACUCAGCAUUUCACGUGUUUUGAUUUCCUUAAAAUAGAAGCAAGAAAGAGUAGAAGGGGGACCUUUAGCAUAUUCUCCAAAUCUGCCUGAGUGAGCAGAUUAACUAAGAUAGCAAGUCAAUUUAUGGGGCCAAUAGGCUGGAAUAGAAUAAGUGCAACUGUAAACACCCUGAUCUGUUAGAUGGUUUAGUGUUGCAUAUAUAUAAUCAUGUGUUCCUAGGCUGUAUCUAUGACUUGGCAAAGUCCUGAGUUGACCUCUUAGAAAGCAGAGGACUUGAACCCACUUGAUCUUACACUACUCACAAACUGUAGUUUGUUAAGGAUGCAAUUCUCAGCACCCUUAAUAAGCUACAGCUCCCAGAAUUAUUCGAGGGAAGCUGUGACAAUCUAAAGUUGUAUCAUAGUGCCUUUGAGCUAUUUCAUUGCAAGGAACAAUAAUGGGGCUGCUUUGUUGAGGCUGUUGCUGUCUGCCCCCCUCCCCAGGUUUGGGCUACGUAAUCACACACACGGCUAGACUCAAAACAGUAUAAAUACAGUAUAUAGAUUAUGAUACUGAUGCUGGACUUGGAAAAGAAAGCUAUUGCCCCAAACAGGGCACAUAGCAGCUCCAGGGGUUAUUUUCAUUUGGUAUGGGGAAAGACUUAACUCUCUCCCUCCCUUACAUAGUGCUACAGUCCAGAUCUCUUUUUCGUGGGAAAUUUCCUUUUUAACGUUGUGCAAAUGUUUUUAGCAUUAAAAAACCCCCACAACUACACAUGAAACCCUGUUCUGCGGGUCUUCCGUGUUACUUCUAGGUUUGGCCCUUGAUGAACUUUUAUGAAAUCAUUCUCCGCAUGUGUCCAUUCCUGCCUGCUUUCACCACUGCCUCCGUCAAGACAAGAGUUUCUGUCAUUUUUCUGUGGCAGAAAGCAUGCGCUGUCUGAGGGGCCGAACCCUCUCAGGGCAUAUGUUGCAUCGCCAUGCUGCCACAGUAUAGGGUUUCCAUAAAAGUGCCAGCUGGAGUUGCUUGGCAGCAUUUCAGCAGGACACUUGAGGGCAGAGCAGAUUCCUUGUCCCAAAGCCCUGCCCAUCUUGACCUCCCCUGGCCCCUUACAGUUUGAGAUAAACUCACCACGUUAGCACUUUACUUUGAGAAUGGACAGCAUGAUGUCAGGGCACUGAAGAGUGGUGGCUAGAUAUUGAGGAUUAGGGACCAGGAGAAGGCGGGCUGGAGACUUGGAAGAAGGGAUCCGUGAACUGGAGGAACCUGUAACAUCCGGGAGAUGAGAGUCAGAGGCAGGAGAAGCUUCAAGGCUGGAGAGUGGAGAACAAGUGCGGGAGGGAGAGAGAGAAUUCUCUUGCUUCACUGCCUCCUAGGACCAGAGGAGGAUUGAAGAGGGAGGAGAAGAGGGUUUCAGGUGGAGUCUUCAGCUGCUUGCAUACAGUUCGGAUAGGGGAGAUACAUAAGCCAAGAUCAAGGCCUUUCUGUGUUGUCAACUGCCUCCUCAUUGCAAGACCAAGCAGGAACCAAGGAACUGUGGCUUAGGCUGGAAGAGAACCUGUGAGCCUGUAGGAAGUGGCUUCCUUUAGCCUUCGGGCGAUUUUAAAUAUGAACCUAUGAUGAGCCUCCGGCAGUGGAGGUAGAACUUACGGAGUAUGCCUUGUAGCCAUUGAUUGUCUAGUUCUGCAUGAAUUGGGCUAAGCCUCUUCUGAAGACAUCCGAGCUAGAGGCAACCACUGCCUCCUUUGAGAGCGAGUUCCAUAGUUUAGCUAUGCAAAUAAAUUCCUUCCUGAAUCUGUUGGAAAAUUCCAUUCCACCUUUAGUUGCAGACAUGGAACUGUUGCAUGUCAUAUGUCUGUUUACAUGCCAACGCAGCUUGCUGGGAACUUCCAUUGUGUGUAUAGCUUUUGCUUUUCUCUUUCUCUUGGAGAAGACAAAGACAGAGACUACAUGUUUCUUUGUCCUGAUUUAUGAUUAAUAAAUACGUAGUUGUAGUAUGCUUCCACAAGCCUCACGCCUAUUCUGUGUGCGCAGUUUGCUCUGCUGACAUAGUGUGCCCUGGCUUUGAAGCCUGGGUCGCUGAUUUAUGUUGGAGCAGAGGCUGAUGGGUCUUCACAGUGGGACGGCUGGAAGGAGAUGACCCAGCUGGGGCGAGUCAGCUGGCCUUGCGACCCUCUUCAUCCUGACAGAAUCUUCCAUCAUUCAGUCUUCUAUUCAGGAGGUUUCAGCCCAUGGCAAGAAUGCUAUAACUCUUCUUUUUCUUUUAAAUACAUUUUUAUGAUAGAUUUAUUAGUUUACAAAAAAAAAAAAAAAACACGCGUUGUCUCUUUUUCAAGUUGUGUUUUCUACAGAUCAAUUUCAUUUGUUGUGAGACAUUAGUGUUACAUACAGUGUUAGGUUAGGAAGAAAAGAGGGGGAAAGUACACACAGGAAAUACAAGACAAACUAGGGGAUACCCAGAUGCCCUGGCUAACACACCACCAAUUACAUGCCCUCCUAAACAACCCAGGAGUAAAAUCAGCAGCAACUAGGUCCUUGACAACCUUCGAAAAACCUCCUCCUAACAACAAAGGGAUGGUAUCCACAAUAUACAAAAUACUGCUCCAAAAUCCCACAACCCCCCUUGACAUAAUCAAAAAAGAAUGGGAGGACAAAAAAGGCUGUGAGAUUAACCCCCCAAUGGACUAGAAUGUGGUCUAAACCUCCCUUUAAAUCCAUAUCAGCAAAAAGGAAAGAACUCAGUGUGAAACUCACUUACAGAUUGUACCUAACUCUAUAACUUUUUUGACCGACUUCUAUGUCUCAUUGGUGCUGAGUAAAGGUGGGAUUCCGUUCUAUUAUUAUGGCUUUAUAAAUAGCAAGCGUGAUGGAUGGCAGCUCCCCGAGGCCACAUAUAUCACACUAAACAAUUAUUGUUACGGACUUUUUGUGGGCAGGGACAUAACUCAGAUGGCUUCAUGCUCAGCAGGGCUGCCUGGCCAUAUAGAGGUUAGUGGCUUUUGCGAUUAGGUCACUGCACUAUCGUUAGCUGAGCUGGGCUACCUCUCGCUGUUAUUAUGACACAUGACCUUUCCAUUGUUUUAUUACUAGGACCAAACGGAGAUGAACAGAUAGUCGCAGAGAUCAUGGGAAGGUGUUUCUCCCCUUCGCUGAUAACCACCCAAGCCUGGGAAGGGUUCCAUUUUGUUGGCCACAAGAUAAAGAUCACGGAAUCCACCGACUGCUAUGGAGCUGUCGUCUGGCCUUCGGUAUUGCAGGCAAACAAGACUGUUGGCUCUGAUACAUGAAGCAGAGCACCACACAGGGCUCAGUGUGAAACGUAAGGGGUGGUUGUUUAAAGCCUGGGGAAACUAAAGUUCUGUAAAGAUGAGGCUCUAAAUACAGACAGCUGACGUAUUUUGGAAUCAGAGUUGCUACCCAAAAGGAGCAAUUCACUGCAAGAUCAACAAGCUCUGUUAGCCAUACAAGAAAAGUCAUGCUGCUAUUAAUAAUAAUAAUCAAGGCAUAUGCUUUUAUUUGUUUGUUUGUUUGUAAUGCUAUUUCCCCUAUCAAUCUGCUCUUGUCCUGUUUUUGUUUUCUCCAAUCCACAGGCUCUCGUUAUCUGCCACUUUUUGGAAACUAACAUGAAAUCUUAUAACCUGGUUGACAAAAAUGUCAUUGAAAUCGGAGCUGGGACAGGCCUGGUCUCGAUAGUAGCCAGUUUCCUUGGUGAGUAUGGGUAGUGUCCUCUAGAUCAGAAAGUGGUAUUCCAAGGUGUGUGUGGGAUUUUAGUGCACCUGUGACCAAGGAGUAGCAUGUCAGCUCAAAAACAAAAGUAGCAACAGAGACAGGGGCUCAUUAUCUUUUAAACACAGGUCUCCCCCCGCCCCCCAUAUAGAAAUGUGGUUUUGCAGGAAGAGGGCAUGGUAGAUAGACCGUGUAAGGAUGGAUUUAGACACUAGGAGAGGAAAUGUUGUUUACCGUAUUUUUUGCACCAUAACACUCACCUUUUUCCUCCUAGAAAGUAAGGGGAAAUGUCUGUGCGUGUUAUGGAGCGAAUGCCUACGGAUGGCGGGGGGAUCUGCUGCAGUCGUGAGCAGAGGAUCCAUGGUUACAGCCUGCACCAAAAAAAUCACGCACCCACUGUUGCCUGGGGCCACAAUGGUGCAAAAACAUGGUUACAAAGCAUGGAUCCACCUGGAUCCUCAGGAUUUUUGCAUUGGGCUACCCCAAACUCACCGUCAGAUCACAUGUCUGUGGCUGCAGCAUGAACCACAAAAAUCAUACAUCCACUGUUUCGUUUAGAAUAUUUCUUUUCUUGUUUUCCUCCUCUCAAAACUAUGUGCGUGUUAUGGUCGGGUGCGUGUUAUAGAGCGAAAAAUACGGUAGUUAUUAUCCUUCCUUGCCCAUGUGAGUGAGAUCAGCAGAGUACCAUCCAUUGUGGCCAGAAUUUGGAAGACAAGGUUGAUUUAACCUUCUAGAAACAAUAAUCCAGGAUUCUUUAAGGCAGGCUGGAUUUUUCUUGGUAUUAUCCCUUUUCCCCGCCUUGAAAACAGCAAUCGCACACACAUUGUUUUGUGAAGAAAUAAUAGUAGCAUUUACUUACAUAUUCUAGAUUUUGAAUUAGCAAAACAAAGGCAGGUUUAUAACUACUAUCUAAGUUACAAAAGUACAAAAUGUAAGUUCAGAAAUUGUGUCUGAGCUGCACGUAUGGUCAGCUUGGAGGCAUGAUGAAGAAAGAGAAAUAUGCCUUGGCAGGAAGGAAGCUUGUAGUAUUACAGCUUCCUGCCAAGGCAGACAAAGGAAGUGAUCUCACAGAGUUCUCUCUAGCAAAUUUUACAGGGAAGCUCUGUGAGCCUCAGCCCUUUCAUGUGCCCAUCUGGCAAAAUAUGAAUUGUUGGUUUGGCGGUAGUAAUGACCCACAGACCGAAGGGUUGUAACUCAGUGAUAGAGUGUCUGCUUUCUGUGCUGAAGGUCUCGGAUUCAAUCCCUGGCAUCUCCACACAAGGCUGGGAGAGACUUCCUGUCUGAAAUUUGGGAGAACUUUUACCAGUCAGUGUAGAUGGUACUGAGUUAUCGAGGAACCAAUGGUCUGACUUUGGUCUAAACAGCUGCCCAUGUUCCUACUGCCUUUAAUGAUGCCAGAGAGCAUUCCUGCAAAACUGUCUUAGAUUUGCUAAGCAUUCAUUCUGUGGCCCCUUCCUGCCACAGGUGCACGUGUGGUUGCCACCGAUUUGCCUGAAUUGCUGGGGAACCUUCGAUACAACCUUGUCAAAAACACAAAGGCCAAAUGCAAGCAUGAACCCCAGGCAAAGGAACUGUUUUGGGGGGUCGACCUGGAGAAGAAUUUCCCCAGGGCUUCGUGCCAGUUUGACUACAUCCUGGCGGCCGACGUUGUGUACCACCACCCUUACCUGAACGAGCUGCUCCUUACCUUUGACCACUUGUGCAAGGACAACACCGUCAUCAUCUGGGCCAUGAGGUUCCGACUGGAGAAGGAAAACCAGUUUGUGGACAGAUUCAAGAAACUGUUUGACCUGGAGGUUAUAACUGAUCUCCCCAGCUUAAAUAUAACCCUGUUUAAGGCAAAGAGAAGGCAUAAAGCAAAAAGGCCUUCCCUUUUCCCAUCCAGACUGCUGAUUAGGUGAUUGUCAAUGCAUGGUCUCUUUUCUUAGCCAGGAUUAGACCAUUUCUCAUUGGAUUGCUAGGUUUGAAUGUUUGAUAUUGGUAGAGCACUCAAAUGUUUGGUCCUUGCUUGCAGUCCGAAAUAAUACAACACAUCAACAGAUUCACGAUGGUCCAUGCACACCUUUGUUUGCACUGAUAAUGAGCCACAAUACAUACCUUUACAGUGGUACCUUGGGUUACGUACUUAAUUCGUUCCGGAGGUCCUUUCUUAACCUGAAACUGUUCUUAAACUGAAGCACCACUUUAGCUAAUGGGGCCUCCUGCUGCCGCCGUGCCGCCAGAGCACGAUUUCUUUUCUCAUCCUGAAGCAAAGUUCUUAACCUGAGGUACUAUUUCUGGGUUAGCGGAGUCUGUAACCUGAAGCGUAUGUAACCUGAAGCAUAUGUAACCUGAAGUACCACUGUAUAACUAUAUGCAGAUACUAAAGUGGGAGGAGGCAGAUUCCCCCGUAAUUCCUUAUUUAGUAAAUGGUAGAAUUUCGCUAACGUUUGGAGUAUUAAGAGAAGAUGUAAAAAUACAGUGUAAAAAAACACAGGCUGAGCUAGUUCUCUUGUUCAAGAGAUUGGCUGACAGAGGUGCCAGCAAAGACAGGCGAUGGCAGAGUUCAUUACCCGGACAAACGGUGGCACGUUUAGCGUCAGACAAGAAAUGGGGUCGCGUCCCUCCUGCAACUGGGUAUUAGUAGCAAAAGACAAUAGCAGAGGUGGAAGGGGGAAGUUUCCAGCUUGACUGGCUUCUGUUCUGGACCCAAUCUUCCUGAAGCUAUGAGGAGAUCAACAAGAGACACUCUUGGCAUGUAAUGUUCUGCACUCCCUCCAUGUAAACUCAGGUGUAAAUAAAUCGUAUUUCUUAAAGAUGC